Striga asiatica is the source of this 897-nucleotide messenger RNA. NCBI's taxonomy places the organism in Eukaryota, Viridiplantae, Streptophyta, Magnoliopsida, Lamiales, Orobanchaceae. The record is from the annotation of a GenBank genome assembly.
CUUUUAGCUCAUUUAUAUAUGCUUUGCUCAAAAACUUGAUAAAAUACCUUUUUUUAUCUUCUUUCUCUCUCUCGCUAGGGUUGGUGGCUUUGGGCUUUCAGCUUUUUUUUCCUCUUCUGCAGGUGAUGUCAUAUUUUCUUCCCUUAAUUAGCAAACCCAAGCCCCUUAUAAAAGCUUCUAUUUUUACGUUUAACCAGAAAAGAUAGAAUCAUUUCUUGCCUUGCCCCCUAUUUUUUUCUCAUACUAAUAUAUUUAUAAUUAGAAAAGAUUCCAUCUUGGGUGUAAUGCAAUUCUCCCUUUUUCUUCUAUGAUUUUCUUGGGAAGAAGGUUGUUUAAUUUUGUUCAAAAAUCAUGGUGAGGCAAAAGAUUCAGAUCAAGAAGAUCGAUAACUUGACCGCAAGGCAAGUGACUUUUUCGAAGAGGAGAAGAGGGCUUUUCAAGAAAGCUCAGGAGCUCUCGACUCUCUGUGAUGCCGAAGUUGCCCUUAUCGUCUUUUCCGCCACGGGCCGGGCCUUCAAUUAUUCUAGCUCAAGCAUGAUGCAACUCAUCCAAAGGCAUAAUCAGCAGUCAGAUAUAUCUGAUAAAUUUGGGCAGCAACACCUCCAAGUUCAGACCGAAAGAGAUCACCAUGAGACAGCUAGCAGGCAACUUGCAGGCCUAACUCUCGAGCUGAAGCAACUCAUGGGAGAAGAGCUUCAAGAACUCGGCUUCCAUGAUUUGGUGAAGCUAGAAAAAUUGGUUGAGAUUGGAUUAAGCCGUGUUGGGAAAACUAAGGAAGCAGAACUACUUGAUGAAAAUGCAAGGUUGAAACAACAAGCUGAGAUAUGUAGGCCCAAGAUUUCGAAUGCACGAGAAAUAUUGGCAACGAUCAAGGAAGCUCAGCCGAGUCCAUGGUGA